Colletotrichum graminicola M1.001 is the source of this 771-nucleotide messenger RNA. RefSeq lists its product as uncharacterized. Bases 1 to 771 code for a protein of 256 amino acids. The transcript has 2 exons. The record is from RefSeq and is a predicted model, not a curated record. NCBI's taxonomy places the organism in Eukaryota, Fungi, Ascomycota, Sordariomycetes, Glomerellales, Glomerellaceae.
AUGGAAAUGCCUUCGGCGGCAGCUCGGGCUGGCGCGAGGCUACUAGGCGAUGUCGAAGAGGCAAAUCUAGAAGAGAUCCUGAACGCAUUUCGCACGGCACUUAGUCCUGACGCAUCGUCCAGCAAGGCAAAACACCCAAAGACGUAUCCCAUCCAUGGCCUGGGCGCCCUCGUCAACCGCAAUUUCCGUGCGACGAAGUCAGCGCCGCUAGCCAUCACUGGCCGUCACCUCCCGCUCAUCUACUCACUCGUUUCUGCGCUCGUCUCGCCGCCUCACAACAAGACAGUGCUGGUACUCGACACAGAGCACCGCUUCGAUGCAACACGUCUUAUCUGUGGUCCAGAUAAUAUCCGUCACGUCUACGUGCACCGGCCGGCCUGUUUCAGCAUUCCUGAACAACAUGGCGUCAGCAGCGCCGGCAUGGGUCCGGACCAGGCUCGGGAUCUCGUCGCGGCAGCCGAGAACUGGAUGCUCUACGGCGAUCACGCCAGCAGCAGCCGUGAGUGGUGGGGGACCAUAGUUAUCGGUGCCGUCGGUGCCGGUGACGUGACGGGCGCCUGGAAGGGCUGGCUCAGAAUCGACCGAGACACCGUACCCGGGUUUUCACUCGGCUGCAGCGCAAAGGAGGCCAUGGCAGAUCGUCAGAGGCGCCAGGAAGCCGUCGAUGCUGCACCAUGGACUGCCUCUUCGCAGUGGGGGGGUUUCACCUUUACAGAGCCCGGUGCUUCCGUUACUGCAACAUCAAUCGACUUGACCGAUGUAGCCAACUGA